AUGGCCUGCAUGCUGAUCCCUGUUAGAGUCGAUGAGCUUGAGAGCAUCUUUAUUGAAAGGCUCGGAGAUGCAGUCCAGAUUCCGUCCAUCUCUGCCUACGCAGAUCGGAGGAAAGAUGUGUUUGAGGUACGAAGCAAGAAGCCUAUUCAUGCCUACAAACAUUUCAAGAAGCCCUUAUUUGUAAAAUUGUGA
Messenger RNA from Colletotrichum spaethianum, 192 nucleotides. RefSeq lists its product as uncharacterized. The record is from RefSeq and is a predicted model, not a curated record. NCBI's taxonomy places the organism in Eukaryota, Fungi, Ascomycota, Sordariomycetes, Glomerellales, Glomerellaceae. The transcript is spliced from 2 exons. The coding region runs from base 1 to 192 and encodes 63 amino acids.